This is a messenger RNA of Vigna unguiculata (cowpea), 1992 nucleotides long. Its product is annotated as putative pectinesterase 14. Gene Ontology annotation, biological process: pectin catabolic process; cell wall modification. Gene Ontology annotation, molecular function: pectinesterase activity. Lineage: Eukaryota; Viridiplantae; Streptophyta; Magnoliopsida; Fabales; Fabaceae. The record is from RefSeq and is a predicted model, not a curated record.
GAAAAAAAGUGCAUUCUAAGAUAAGAAGCCAACUUCACUGCUCUGGAAUCAAACAAAAUAAUCUUGUUCAUGCACAGUCUCACUCACACCAACCCAGUACUGAAUGAACCUGCAUUUAUUUUAUCCUUGACUUCAUUUUUUAUCCAUUUUCGAUCUUUGUGCAAUUACUUGGCGUGUCCAUCUUCCAAUCUCUAUUACUGAACAUCUUUAUUUUACCAUCAAUUUUCUCAAUAAAGAUAACAGAAUUUUUUUUACACCUAUAACUAUUCUUUACUACUUUUUUCUCCCUCUUUUUCUUCAGAAAUACAAAAUAAAAAUUUUCAAAUGAUAAUCGAUGCCAAAUAACAUUUUUUGGAUCCAUAAUGCUUUAAGAAACAGACUCUAGUAUAAUCUCUGCAAGCCUAACUAGACAUGACACAACUCCACACGAACAUUUCUUACCUCCCACUCCAAUCAAGCAUCACUAGCAAACCCUUUUCACAUGCACAUAAUACAAGCAUUCCUCACUCUCCCCUCAACCCCAAACCCUUUUUUAGCUCAAUAACAAACAUAAACUAACCAUUUCACAAAGCUAAAUGAUGGUAUUCAACAGAAACCUCUUCUGGCUUUCUGCCUCUGUCAUUUUUCUCUUUUCUAUCUCUUUUGUUCUUCAUUCCACUUCACCUUCCCCCAGAGAUAACAUAUCCAUUAGUCCUCAACAUACUUUCAGUUUCCCACUUGGUAUAUUUAGCAAGAUUAUAAAGCUUAGUGGCGUUCAAGACUUGGUAUCUCUGAUAACAAGUAUAACUAGGAGGAGACAUCAUCAUCAUCAUCACCACCACCAUCAUCAUAAGGAAAAAUGUGAAGGGGCCAAGUGGGAUUCCAGGCUUAUUCAAGACUAUAACGUGAGUCUUGUUUUCACGGUUGAUUUGAAGGGUUGUGCUAACUUCAGCAGCGUUCAAAAAGCUGUUGAUGCUGUUCCUGAAUCUUGCUCUGAUACCACCCUUAUCAUAAUCGAUUCUGGUACAUACAGGGAGAAGGUAACAGUGCAAGCCAACAAAACAAACUUAAUAAUUCAAGGUCAAGGGUAUCUGAAUACAAUCAUAGAAUGGAACGACACCGCCAAUUCCACCGGCGGUACUUCCUACAGCUACUCCUUUGCCAUUUUUUCUCCUAAGUUCACUGCUUACAACAUCAGCUUUAAAAACACGGCUCCUCCACCGUUACCAGGAGGUGGGGCACAAGCAGUGGCAUUGAGAGUUACCGGUGAUCAAGCAGCUUUCUAUGGAUGUGGAUUUUAUGGUGCGCAGGAUACACUGAAUGAUGAUGGUGGAAGACAUUAUUUUAAAGAAUGCUUAAUCCAAGGAUCCAUUGAUUUCAUAUUUGGAAAUGGUAGAUCACUUUAUGAGGAUUGUAGCAUAAACUGUGUAGCAAAAGCAGAGAAGGAAGAGAUUAGCGGGUCGAUCACUGCUCAAGGGAGACAAUCGAUGGAUGAAGAAAGUGGUUUUUCGUUUGUGAAUUGUAUCAUCGUUGGGAGUGGAAGAGUGUGGCUUGGAAGAGCUUGGGGACCCUUUGCCACUGUCAUCUUCUCAACGACAUACAUGUCUGAUGUGGUAGCACCAGAAGGAUGGAAUGAUUGGAGAGAUCCCUCGAGAGACCGGAGCGUGUUCUUUGGGGAGUACAGUUGCCAUGGAGCUGGAGCAAAUUAUGCCUCCAGAGUCUCUUAUGCUAAGCAACUCAAGGAUUACGAAGCAAACUCCUACAUGGAUAUUUCCUACAUUGACGGAAAUGAUUGGCUUCUUAAUUAUCGUCGUAGCUAUGUUAAUCCUUCAUAUAUAUCUAAUGCCAAACUAUAAACCUCAACUCAGAUGCAUGAUUAGGGUUUGGGAACAAAACAAGUUUCUUUUCUUUUUUGUUGAUCCAGCCGUUCAUAAUUGAUGAGUAAAUUUUACGUCACUUCAAAUUAAACCAAAGUUGGAAAGGGAAAUAACAAAGUAUUCAACCCGUGUAAAA